Molecule: messenger RNA, 1007 nt
Organism: Antechinus flavipes (yellow-footed antechinus)
Lineage: Eukaryota; Metazoa; Chordata; Mammalia; Dasyuromorphia; Dasyuridae
Gene: PEDS1
Product: plasmanylethanolamine desaturase 1
Exons: 6
Coding region: 16-924 (302 amino acids)
Biological process (GO): ether lipid biosynthetic process
Cellular component (GO): endoplasmic reticulum membrane
Molecular function (GO): plasmanylethanolamine desaturase activity
Source: RefSeq, a predicted model, not a curated record
GCCGGGACUGGGGCCAUGGCGAGCGGCGGGGGCGGCGGAGAGGAGGGAGGCGGUGAACGCGGGUGUCCAGAGCCCGAAGAGUCUUCGGAGCCGGGACGUGGCCCCGAGGGGGAGGCGGCGGCGGCGGCGGCGGCGGCGGCGGCAGCAGCAGCAGCGGCGGCGGACGGCGGGGGACGGCGCUGGGGAGCGCAGCACGCAGGGGCCCGCGAGCUGGCCCAACUCUACUCUCCAGGCAAGCGGCUCCAAGAAUGGUGCUGCGUGAUCCUCUGCUUCUCCCUCAUCGCCUUCAAUCUGUGCCAUCUCCUGCGGCUUGCCAGCCUGGAGCACACACACCUGGUGCUGCUGGGAAUAUUUACAGGGGCGCUGAUUGCUGACUUCCUGUCUGGACUGGUACACUGGGGGGCUGAUACCUGGGGCUCCGUGGAACUGCCUGUGGUGGGAAAGGCUUUCAUCCGACCCUUCCGGGAACACCACAUUGACCCCACAGCCAUCACCCGGCACGACUUUAUUGAGACCAAUGGGGACAACUGCCUCGUGACAUUGCUGCCUCUGGUGAACAUGGCCUACAAGUUUAACACCCUAAGUCCUGAUGAACUUUAUCAGCUCUAUCCUUGGGAGUGUUUUGUCUUCUGCCUCGUCAUCUUUGGAACCUUCACCAACCAAAUUCACAAAUGGUCUCACACUUAUGUUGGACUUCCCAGAUGGGUCACUUUCCUCCAGGACUGGCACAUCAUCCUACCCAGAAAGCACCACCGAAUCCACCAUGUUUCCCCCCAUGAAACCUAUUUCUGUAUCACCACAGGCUGGCUCAAUUACCCAUUGGAGAAGAUUGAAUUCUGGAGACGGUUAGAGGACAUUGUCCAAAGACUAACUGGAGAAAAGCCUAGAGCAGAUGAUAUGAAAUGGGCACAGAAGAUAAAGUAGUCCCCAACAGCUUUCCUUUGAGCUCUAACCUUGUUGCCAACCUUUCCAAACAGCCUCUCUCUCUCUCUCUCUCUCUCUCUCUC